Molecule: messenger RNA, 2088 nt
Organism: Aspergillus candidus
Lineage: Eukaryota; Fungi; Ascomycota; Eurotiomycetes; Eurotiales; Aspergillaceae
Product: SET domain-containing protein
Exons: 7
Coding region: 530-1972 (480 amino acids)
Molecular function (GO): protein binding
Source: RefSeq, a predicted model, not a curated record
CUUUACUACACAACAGACGGGGGGUUGUACUUUGACUAUUAAUCUAUUUUAUCCUGUUAUACACACGCUAUAUACAUGCAGCCAUCACCACAUUUACCUGCACUCCACACUCUCAGUGAACUCUUGGGGACAUCUUUCUCCGACCAGCUGAAAGCCCUUUUGGAUGGGGCUGGGCCUACCGACCUGCUACGUGUCCAGCUCAGCCUAUGCAGCUUGGCCGGGAAUGGGCUUGCAGAGCAAUGUGAGAAGUCGAGACCAGUCGUGGCCUAUGUCGACCUUGCGAGCGGUCAUCGGGUAAAUGAGUCUGGGCUGGCGCCGGUUUCGGUUCCUGGUGAAGAGGUUAGUUGGUAUAGCUAGACCGUGGAUGGAUUGCUGAUUGAAGCACUACGCCUGGGGAGAUCAGGACUCUACCAGUCAGCCUCCUCACACUCCGUCCUCGAAAAACACUGUGAAUGCGUCUCGUACCGCAGGGACGCAGCAUGCAGAUGAGGAGUCUGGUAAAGGCAAUGUACGGGCCAAACGACGAAAGAUGUCUAUAGACACAGAACCGGAAAUUUGUGUAUCUCUCACUGCUGGUACAGAUACUACCCGCGACAACGAAGAGUCCACUAGGCCGUCUGGGGAAACACGUUCUAUCCGCCAGGUCCAUAGCGACAGUCGCUUUCCGCUGCGAAAACCACGCCAGGAACCAGUCGUGCCCGUCAUGACCCCUACCUCUACCGACAAGCUACUUUCUGGGAUAUGGCGGCAGAUUCACUCGGAGGUCAAAUGGGGCCAACCCAAUCUAUUGGUGGAUCCGGACACCUACAUCGGCGGAGGAAUGAGCAAGGAAGCUUUCCGACUGGUUAACACCAUAUGCCUGACGUGCCACGGCCAGAGUCAGUCGUCGCGCGCCCUGGAAAUGAUAGUGCAGGCCUACUGGGUAGACUGUUUCGAAGCGCGCAUUGUCGCAUUUCAGAUAGAGCAGCCUCUACUUUCCGUAACCGAGGCGCGUAUGACGGUGCUACGGGAGGCAUGCGCUGUGCUACGGCUGACGGAAAAAGAGCUUCGAAAUAGGUUAGGGAUCUGGCGCGGAUACAAGGAGAUCAAAGAAGCCGGCGGAUGGGCGAGCCUCGUGUUCGCUGGGUCCGGAAUAUACCGGUUCUGCAAAUACCGCAUUGGCUUCAACGAAGGACUGACAACUCAACUACGCCACCUGCGACAGAGCUUUGAAGUAGCUGCCGAUACCCUCCAUCCCCAGUGGCGGCAGCUACUCGGUAUAGUCGGCCAAGCGUCCCCGCCCCGGUACACCGGACAUCCGCACCAGUGGGUGAUCGUGGACAGCCAUCCCGCACAGCCUCUGAAGUCUACUUACAGACAUCUCGGCGUGGAGGAGCUCGACUAUCAGUUCAUUGAUAAGUCGGUAAUUGAUCAGGACGUGUUUGGUAGCCGCGAUCCGCGACUGAUGCCGCAGAUUAAUCCUGAUAUCUGUUCGACAUGCGCGGAGCGACAGUCGGAUAAUAUCACCCUUAACCGGUGCAGCUGUUUUCCGGAUCUCUUUGGCUGUCUUAGACUUCCCACCGCAGUCCAGGUUGUUGGUACCCAGAACGGGAAGAAUAACGGUGUUGUAGCUCGUCGGGACUUCGAACGCGGCGCCGCAAUCGGGGAAUUCAUCGGUCUAAUCACCAACGGCGUCGAAGGUCGCGACGUAAUGAUAGGCGGAUCAGAAUCACACCGCUACCAGAUCUUCCAAGGGCAAAUGGGCAACUUUACUCGCUUUAUCAACCACUCCUGUAACCCGAAUAGCCAGUUCCAGCGGUUCUGCUGGCGCGGGUCGGAGCGCAUCGUCGUUGUAUCGCGUGGUGUUCUUUCUGGUAGUGAGAUCACGGUGGACUACUCGGAUCAUUAUUGGAGUUGUUUGGAUAAGGUGUGUCUUUGUGGGGAGUUGUGUUGUCGUUUUUUGGGGAAGAGGGCAGGAUCCUUUGAGUGUUGAUUUGCGGUAACACCUCGUAGGGGCGUUUUACCAAUAUUACGGAGCGCGAGAUAAUAUAGAUAUGGACCACAUUGCUUGGAGCAAACAGGUAGAUUAUUCUCAAUUAAUUCUCAUCA